UCGGGUCUCCCAGCACUUGGCGAAGCAGCAGAAAGCUGAUAAGCAAGCCUCCGGCGCAGACCUGUCUCCCGCCUGCCUAACCUCCAAGGAAGCCAGCCCUGUCUGGGCUAUAGCUUGUUUUAUUUUCGUUUUUAUAUGUUCUAAAACUCCUUAGAAUUUCUUUGCGAUACCCAGAGCCAUGAAGGUAGCGCUGCCCAAGGACCUGGCGCAGGAAGUUGCCCUGUCCAAGAGGAGACAGGCGGAGUUGUGCAGGCAGAAACGGAUAUUCAACGCCAGGAAUAGGAUCAUUGGGGGAGACCCAGAAGCCUGGGAUGUUCAGGUUCACGACCAGAAGAUAAAAGAAGCAACUGAAAAAGCUAGAGACGAAACCUUUGCUGCUGAAAUGAGGCAAAAUGACAAAAUCAUGUGCAUAUUAGAAAACCGGGAAAGGAGAGAUAAGAAAAAUCUCUGUAGAGCUAUCAACAACUUCCAGCAGAACUUUCAGAUGCCAGAAACUCGCCGUGAAUUUGAUCUGUCUGACCCCCUAGCUCUAAGGAAAGAUCUUCCUGCCCGGCAGUCAGAUAAUGAUGUUCGGAACACAAUAUCGGGAAUGCAGAAAUUCAUGGGAGAGGAUUUAAACUUCCAUGAGAGGAAGAAAUUCCAAGAGGAACAAAACAGAGAAUGGUCCUUACAACAACAAAGAGAAUGGAAGAAUGCCCAAGCUGACCACAAAUUUGCAGACAUACACCUGGUCCCACCGAAACUGCUCUGGAUGACCUCGUGCCGCCCAGGCCAAGCUGUCAGUCUUCAUCUUGACCCGUCAGCAGCAGAGGACCUCUACACGAAGACCAGGCUGCAGUUUGACGAGACCGCCAGGCACCUGCAGGACCUGGAGAGUGCCACCAGAACGGCAGUUUGCGCCUCUGUGAAAGAGUUCAACAAGAACCAGGCUUUGGAGUCAGCAGAAAAGAAAAAGCGAGAGAAAAACCAAGAACAAGAGGACAACCUGGCCGAGAUCUCAAACCUCCUGCGUGGGGACCUGCUCUCCGAGAACCCGCAGCAGGCAGCCAGCUCCUUCGGGCCCCACCGCGUGGUUCCAGACCGCUGGAAGGGCAUGAACCAGGAGCAGCUGGAGCAGAUCCGCAUCAUUCAGAAACAGCAAAUCCAGGAGAAACUGAAGCUGCCCUCAAGGAACCUGUGUUCUGGUCAGGGGAGAUGGCAAGGGCCAAAUAAUCACAUCACUGGUGAUGCUGCAGCAGGGCUGGGAAAGUAAAGCUCUAGGUAAAGGACGUUGCUUGGGGAGGGCUCAUGAGAAGGGACAUUUGAGCAAAGACCCAAAGGCAGGGAGAGAGCGAGCCAUUCAGACAUGUGAGGGCAGGUGAGCCUGGCAGGAAGGUCAGCAAGGGCAAAGGCCUCGGGGCAGGACCAUGCUUGACCCUUUCAGAGGCCAGCGAGGAGGCCAGGGUGCCUGGAGCAGAGUGAGGGGCGAGGGCAGGAGCCGAGGUCCGAGCGGCGGAGGGUCGAGGUCCUGGCAGGCCACUGGGGUCAACUUUGGCUGAGUGAGGAGCUUUGGGGGAUCUUGAGCAGAGGGGUGACAUGAUCUGACUUUCAAUUUAAAAGGAGCCCUCUUCGCUUUGUACUGUGUUGAAAGUAGCCUCUCUGGGGCCAGGGGGAAGAAGUGAGCUCUCUCGGAGACCGUGGCAGGGGUCAAGGUGAGCGAUGAGGUUGGGUAGGCCAGGGAGGGGGUGCUGAGGUGUGGUUGGAUCCUGGGUCUGUUUUGAAGAUUGCCUGAUGGAUUGGGUGUGGCACAUGACAGGAGUGGAGUCAAGGAUGACAGCAGGCCUUUUGGCCUGAACAACUAGAAGGAUGGAGUUGGCAUUUUCAGUGGUAGGCAGAUGGUGAGAAGAGCAGAUUGGAAGGGGGAGUGGAAAUCACAACCAAGCAAGGGGCUCCCGGGUACUGACGAUGACUGCAGAGGGGAUGCUGCUUGUAACAGAAGCUGGGCUGAAGAAGGAGGGAAACAAGGAUGGAAGGGGCACAGUGGUCGGUGGCUUGUCGGUCAUGGUGGGAUGGAAUAAUUGUUGGGAUUGGGUUGCUAGAGAGAGAACCGGAAAGGGAGCUCAUAGUGAUGGUGAAUGGGACGCCUGAAGUUGAGACGAGGGAGGGUGGCUUUAUAGAUAAUGACGAGGUCAAGGGCAGAGGUUCUCAAGUGGGCAUCUGCUGCAUCAGUGUCACCUGGAACUUGGGAGAGAUACGGUUCCUCAGACCCCGCCCCAGACCCCCCGAGUCAGAAACUGUGUUGUGGGGCCACAGGGUCAGAGGCUGAGCCCACCCUCCAGGGGGUUCUGACUUCUGCUCAAGUUCCAGAACCACUGCUAGGAUGUGCCCAGGGAAGUGAGUAGCUAAAGAGUCAGGACCAGAUGGUCGAAGAGGAGGAGAAAGAACCAAGAAGUCAGGGAAAGGGUGAAUGUUGAAUCCAUUAAGGAUGAUGGCAGGGGAGAGUCUGGAAGAGUUUCUAAAACUUUCUAGAAUGGGCAGGACUGCCCCACGGGCUGGGAGAGGACUGCCAGGUAGGGCGGUGGGUGGCACAGUUGCGUGUGAGCUUCCUAGCUGGCAGGAGGAUGAGGGCAUGAGGCGCAGGUGGUGCCCAGAGGUGUGCAUGUGUGGGAGAGAAGGCUGCAGGGGUGGCUGGGGCCUGGAGGCCAUCGGGGGCCACUAGCUCAGGAAGCAGCCCCGGGUGGAACAGCCACUGAUGUUGGAGUGAGGACACAGGGAGAGGUCGCCUUUGCUCAGCCCUCACCACCCGCACCGCAAUCCCAGGACAGCCUGGCAAGGAGCCCGGCUGUCUGUCCCAUCUGGUUCUCAGAGUAACACAUGCCCGCUGUAGAAAACUAGCAAGACAGACAAGCACAGAGAAGAAGCUAAAUACCACACUAGCCCCAGCUCCCAGAAACACACCACCCCUCCCCCACGCACCUUUUGGUGUCCUUCUGCCCUGUCUCUUUCUCUGUGCACAGAGAUAAUUUUAAAACUGACAUCAUGCAGAGUAGUUGUUUGUCUGCCUUCCUCUUAGUCUGGGGUGAGUGUGCCCCCAUGUCAUGCUGUAUCCUUGACCAAAGCAUCUUGUAAUGACCUAGGGCGGCUGUGAGUGGCCUCAUGUUACAGGUGAGGAAACUGGGGUGCGGGGGAGCUGAGCCACAUGCCCCCCAGGAGUAAACCUGCCUUUCAAUCCCCAGGUGGGGGCUGGGGCCUGUCCCGCCCUGCCCCCUCCAGGAGGCCAGUGACCCAGGCCUGGGGGCCACUGGGCACGCCCACCCUGCCCAUCGCACAGAGGUGACAGAGGUGGAAGGAAGGACAACUCUUCUUCCGCUGGCGGCCCACCCACUCUUGCUUCCCUUUGCCCCUUAGGAAAGGACGAGCUAAUGAAGCAGUGCCAGCUUUCGAUGACAAGAUGGAACUGUUUGCUCUCUCAGGGGGGCGAUCCCCUCCCUCCAUCCUAUCCGGUCCCCUCUUCCAGGGCUCCCUGGUUUUUAAAGAGGGAGCUGGGGUGCAAUGAGGAAUGAGCCGCAAUGCAGACCUUCAGUGGCCGGGCUGGGGCCCCCCAUGGUGGUGACCCCCCUGUUGCAGGCUGGGGCUGCAGCAGCCGUGUGUUCUAAAAGUCCCCGUUCCAGCCAGGUUGAGCUGCCCGCUGCACGCCCCACGCUGGUGUCCCAGGGGCUGGUCUCUGACUGUUGACCCACUCGGAGAUCACCUGCCUGGGGCCGCACCCGGAGGGGAGCGGCACCCCCAGAAUUGAGCCCUUGCUGUCCUUUCCCUAGGCUAGCACCUCGCAGGGGUGAGAAGUGGCUCAGCCGCCUGGAAUGGUGGCAGGCUGGGGGUGUCCCUGCCCCCGAGCCUCAGUCUCCCCCCUCUGUAGGACGAGAGGCCUGGACUCCGCUUUGAUCCCUCCGGGCGCUUUGGCUGAGUCUCCCCUCCUCCUGCAGAGGCUCCAGGAAGAGGAGCGCCAGCGGGCCCUGGACUGGGACCGGCGGAGGGUCCAGCGGGCCCGCGCCACCCUGCUGAUGGAGCGGCAGCAGCAGCGGCAGCAACGCGACCUGCG
This is a messenger RNA of Choloepus didactylus (southern two-toed sloth), 4078 nucleotides long. RefSeq names its product RIB43A domain with coiled-coils 2 (gene RIBC2). The coding region runs from base 179 to 1252 and encodes 357 amino acids. The record is from RefSeq and is a predicted model, not a curated record. NCBI's taxonomy places the organism in Eukaryota, Metazoa, Chordata, Mammalia, Pilosa, Megalonychidae. The transcript is spliced from 7 exons.